Molecule: messenger RNA, 2563 nt
Organism: Botrytis cinerea B05.10
Lineage: Eukaryota; Fungi; Ascomycota; Leotiomycetes; Helotiales; Sclerotiniaceae
Exons: 7
Coding region: 751-2229 (492 amino acids)
Biological process (GO): reciprocal meiotic recombination; meiotic recombination checkpoint signaling
Cellular component (GO): chromosome; nucleus
Molecular function (GO): ATP hydrolysis activity; ATP binding
Source: RefSeq, a predicted model, not a curated record
GGAGCCCUUUUUACUACAAAGUGACUGAUAUAGGAGGCUGGAUUGGGCAUAACUUGCUCUUUUUUGGUCUCAAAAUGAUCAUGUCCUCCUCUCUCAUUCUUAUUCUGUUGGGCGAGGUUAUGUCAAACAGGAGUUGAUUCGGAUUCAUCCUCACUCUUGUGGAUAAGUCUCUUUGGCUAUAGAGAGAUUUGGAAGAUCUUCUCGAGCGGAGAGAGAUAUUCCCCACGACAGUAGCCCGGCGGAGCUCCAUAUUGGUAUUUCUUCUUCACAUAUCGCACACAAAAGAUGAUGGCCAAUUGAAGUGAGAGAGCCCUGACAUCUUGGAUUGAUUACAAGUUGUUCUUUCUAUGAUCGACUAUGCACAGAAUGUCACUUGAAAUAGUCCAUUUUUACAUCUGGGUUACCAUGGCAGACGGCGGUGGCAAUGAGACAGGAGCCUUCAUCAACGACGUUCUAAGAGGCAUUGAAACUUCUUCUAUGCUCAUUUCAGACAUGGGCAAGAUAACAUUCAAUCCAUGUGUUGGAGAUAGUUUCACACAUUGAACUGAUAUGAUCUCACCGUACCUAUCACGUAAUAGCUGGAUGACCAAAUGCUGUGAGAGCAUUCAUGCUUACCUAAGUCAAAAUCUCAACUGCUCCUUCCAUUUUUAUUCCUCCCCUUCUCUAUCCUACACUCUCUAGCGUAUUUUUCUCUUUAUGCACAUUUCACCUUUAGCAUUCUGCCUAAAAUUUUGAUGAAUCCAGUUCAAGAUGGAGAUCGUCCCGGCUCAGUCAAUUCUUGCAAAACCGACUGUUAUAUUUGAUGCAAGACUCCGACCAUUCGUUGAGGAUGAUUUGGAUUGCAAUGACUUGAAAGCUACUCACAAAGCUCUUUCUGCCUUGAUUCAAAAGCCGGAAGUUGAAGACAUUAUUUGUAUCGUUGACAUUGACAUAUUGCCUCUACUUGCAGAACGUAGUGAUGACUGGGGAGUUAAAAGUGUAGCUCUGAAUAUAGAGGCUCUAAUUCCAAUUGAAAUCAUCGCCGUAGAUGGUCAAGAAAAGCCUACUCAUCUCACGCUUCGAGAUGUAUUGAGCCAUUUUUGUGUCUACAAGAUGCAUGGUACGCCGCCGCCGUUGACACAUUCAUCUCAAGGCUUUGAUAGCGUGGAUUCAGAUGUUGAAUACGAUGAAGAUCCAGAGAUACCAUCGGCUGAAGUUUUUGACAUGCCUCAUCAUGAUUUUGAUGGAAGUUGGGAGCAGCUUAUCUUUGAUCAAAAUCAUAAGGAAGACUUAUCGUGGAUGAUAUCGAAUAUGCUGAAGUUUUCUACAAUCGCAGUACCUGCUAAGAAAAAAAUGAGUCCAAUGGCUCUUUUUCAUGGUCCUCCAGGAACAGGAAAGACAACACUAUGUCAAGCAAUUGCACAACGAUUAGCCAUUCGGUUGAUCGAACAAUUCCCACACACAAAACUCAUCCAAGUCAAGACAGCGACGCUUUUAUCGAAGUACUAUAGUGAAAGCGCUAGUCAAGUCGAUGAUUUGCUUACCAAGAUCAAAACAAUGUGCCAAAUCAAUCCGAAACGCAUCAUCAUUGUACUGAUUGAUGAGGUUGAAUCUAUUGCAGUAUCGAGACACUCGGGUAUCAUGCAUGGAGAAGCUCAGGAUUCACUACGAGCUACCAAUGCUCUACUCACUGGUUUUGACAGGGUCAGAGCUUGUCCAAAUGUUGUUUUCAUGUCGACUUCAAACAUGGUUGAUUGCCUCGAUGAAGCAUUUCUCGAUAGAUGUGCUAUUCAGAUUCCAUUUCAACCACCUUCUGAGGAAUCUCAAUACAAAAUCCUAAGGGCAAGCGUGUUGGAGCUUGUGAGAAGUCAGAUCAUCUUAGCCGAUGUGUCGACACUCAUAGAUCACACGCAACUAAUACAUUCCUGGCAGGAGGCUAGGCUCUAUGCCGCCGUCCAAAGUGAAACUCCUACAAGGAAGCUGUUCAAUAUCAUUAUCCAGUUGAACUCCCCGGCUGCAAAGGAAAAACUUGGUAUAUCUGGUCGAUUCCUAACACAGAUCCCCGAUCAGGCUUUGAUGAGAUGUACUAGGCCAAACAAGUUAAUGCACUUGGAUAUUGCUUUGGAUUGCAUUAAGAAAUUCGUUGAAGACCUGUUGAGUUCACGAGUUCAGAAACGAAAGCCUUCCGAACUUGAAGUACAACUAGAUGCAAAACACCACUGCUGCUGUCUUGCAAAAAGAGACGGAUGAUCUUACAAUCAUGAGAUGAGUUUCAAGGGUGCCAGAUAGCAAUCGAGGCUGAUUGAUACAUGAAAGGAAAUUUGUGUGUCUGUGGAGUAUAUUACACUGUGUACUAGGUGGCUUUUUCAACUACUCAACAUUCAGAAUUGCGAUUCUUGCUGUAUAAUAUGUAAUAUCCUCAAAUGGCCGAAAUUGCAAAAUCAAAUAUUUUGCUCUACUUCAAUGAACAUGAUUCUUACAUUCCUAGGAUGACGAUACUUUUAUGUUGACCACUUUUGGGUGAAUAGAAAAUGAUAGUAUGGCACAAACACACUCCUCAGGGUUUUACAAUUCUAGAUUAUCA